CCGUUGUGUGUUCUUUCUAUUCGUGUUUUAGUUCAAUAGCCUACUGUGGAAUAAACCACAACUCCAAAAACUUCCGAGUCAGAACGAGUCAGGGCCAGCCUUAAGUUUUUAAUAAUUAUCUAUGGGACUGACUAGUCCUAAGUUAGGACUAUUCCAUAACUAGCUCUUUGUGAAAGCCGAUUGUGGAGCAGAAUGCGCUAUCUUCCAAACUUUAACGAAGCAAUGGUUAAGUGCAUUUCUCAAGGGCACAUCAUUUGUACCAUGACCCGUGGAUUCGAACCCACACUGCUGCCGAACACAAUGAAAUUAAGCUUGAGGUCCUCCGAACUAGAUCCCACUGCAGCAAAAACCACCCCAAUGCCUCAGGCCCCAUGGGAUCGGACUCUAAAUCCAGGUCAAAACAAUCUGAGUUAGACUGGAGAUAUCGCCUCUUUCCAUGAUCGGAGCUGGUCGAGUGUGAACGUAGGUUUAUAUCGGUGACCCCCCCCCCCGAUUAGUAAAGGGGCGGGGCUUAGUUGGCAUGGGAUGGUAAUUUUGAAGACUAUUGGUGGCGCUGUUCACAUCCGGGUCAGGUCGUUGCUAGCGCCAUACACACACAAAACGACACCACCACUUUCGGCAGAAAAUCAGCAGUUUAGCAUGAAAAACAUUACUUUGAAUUUAAGGGUUGAUGUUUGAAGCUGCAAUGACCUGAGGUUAUAGCGAAAGGAGUCGGCACUGGUUAGAAGUACAAUAGCCUCCUGAAGUAAAAAUGGCCUCAUUAAAAGGUGUAGAUCCUGAGAUUCGGAAAUAUCUUCGGCUUCACAAAGUUCCUGAUGUGUAUGAGGCCAUCCUGACCGGACUAGCCGUUUUGUGUCCCGAUGAUCCGAUGGAAUACAUCAUUACCAAGCUGAAGGAGCUGAUGAAAAUGAGAUUAGAGACUGUCCAUGGACUGGAAGCUCUCAAGUGGGACACGUUAAUUCCCCGGCAUGCUAAACCAAGAAAGCGUCUCAGUGCAAACUACCUGGAUGCUCUCUUCAUGUUCGACGAAGAAAAUCUGCAGCCAUGGGAAUGGAGGCCUACUCCUAUCAUGUACCAGAAGGCAUAUCAGUGCUACAAUAACAAACUCGUCACCAUGACGUUCAGUGCCUGGCUGUUGUACCACGAGAGGAAGAAGCGUCGUCGUCUCAUGAUGGCUCGUAAAAUGGUCCAAGCCGCUGAGUACUACGACAUGCGCAAACAACGGGUGCACCUGCAGUAUUGGAUGCAGUGGUAUCGCUUCCGCAAAGACCGCCAGGAAAAUGGUGCGUACAAUAUCAUAAAGAAUGUGUACGACAUGUCUUUAUCUCGGCUUGUGUUUGAGGCGUGGCACAACGUAAUGCUGGAAGCAAGACGGACCAGGGAAUACUUUGAGAGAUUGGAAAGAGGAGAGAUGGAUGGUGAGGAUGAGAUGAUGUUUCCUCGAGGCGAGGCAAGAGACGACAUCUCUCUACUCCCAAGAAAACUAGCCAUUAAGAUUUUCAGUUAUCUUGACUUGGCCGAUGUGAGUCGAUGUGCCCAGGUAUGCCGGCAAUGGAAGAUGAUCACCGGUACAAGCUCGCUGUGGAGCAGGGUCAACUUGUCAUCAAUAAAGAACAGGGCUACUGACAGAUUUGUGUGUAAGCUGCUGCAGACGUGUCGACCAUACCUCCUCCAUCUCAACUUACGAGGGUGUGACAGUCUGACCAAACCAAGCUACGUUGCUAUAGGUCAGUGUAGGAACCUGCAAGAUCUGAAUCUAUCUGAAUGUGGAGGUGUGAAUGAUGACAUGAUGAAGGACAUUGCAGAGGGAUGCCAGACCUUGCUGUAUCUCAACAUCUCUCAUACCAACAUCACCGAUGCUACGCUAAGGCUUCUUGGAAGAUGGUCCCGCAACCUGCAGUAUAUGAGCUUGGCAUACUGCAGACGCUUCAGUGACAAAGGGUUACAAUACCUGGCAAACGGUAGAGGCUGUCGGAAACUGGUUUAUCUGGACCUAUCUGGAUGCCCACAGAUCACAGUCACAGGUUACAAGAAUAUUGCCAAUGGCUGCUCCAACAUCCAGUCGCUUUGUGUGAAUGACUGUGCUACACUCAAAGAUGAAAGCAUAGUGGCUAUCGCCUCAAAGUGCCACAAUAUCAGAAAUAUCUCUUUCCUGUUGACGCCCAACAUCACCGACGUAGCCUUCAAGGCAAUCGCACAGCAUCGGAAAUUACAGACAAUACGUGUGGAAGGGAACACCAAGUUGAGCGACGCAACAUUUAAGUACAUCGGUAGAUACUGCGCAGAUCUCAGGCACGUCUUUGUGAUAGACUGCCCUCGUGUGACAGACGCAAGUCUGAAGUCGUUGGCUCAGUGUCGUAACAUCAACGUGCUUAAUGUAGCAGACUGUAUCAGGAUCAGUGACAAUGGAGUGCGCAGCCUAGUGGAGGGCCCGUCGGGUCCAAAGAUCAGAGAAAUGAAUCUGACAAACUGUGUCCGAGUCAGUGAUGUCUCCAUCAUCAAGAUCAUGCAGAAAUGUUACAGUCUGGUGUAUGGGACAUUUUGCUUCAGUGAGCACAUCACCGAUGGUGGUGCAGAGAUGCUUGGCAAUCUUCCUGCUCUCUCAUCUCUAGAUAUAUCCGGCUGUAGCAUUACUGAUACGGGUCUCGGAGCGCUAGGGAACAACCCUCGUCUACGCGAUGUGACCCUGUCCGAGUGCUACCAGAUCACUGAUCUCGGGGUGCAGAAGUUUGCCCAACAGUGCAAGGAUCUUGAGAGGCUGGACCUCUCUCAUUGUACCCAACUGACUGACGGAGCCAUCAAAAAUCUGGCCUUCUGCUGUAGGCGACUGACUGUGCUAAACAUUGCUGGCUGUAAGAAUCUUACAGACCUAAGCAUACAGUACCUGUCAGGGGUCUGUCACUAUCUCAUCAGUCUAGACCUCUCUGGCUGUGUCCAUGUCAGUGAUAAGUCCAUCAGGUUUCUACGCAAAGGUUGUAGACGUCUACGCUUGCUGUUUAUGCUGUAUUGCAAGAACAUCAGCAAAGCGUCCUAUAUGAAGCUUGCUGCAAAAGUGGAAACAGUACGGUGGAAUGACGACCCGGUGCCGUCCAGUUUCGGCCCAGGCUUUGACUACCUCGCAGCUAUGCAGAAAGCAGAGGCAGACAAGAAGAAAAAGGACAAAGAGAAGGAAAAAGAGAAGGCGAAGGGAAAAGGAGAAGGUGACAUGAACGAGAAGAACAAUGCAGACGAGGACAACGUCAAACCCGCAGGGGGUGAGGAAGUCCCAUCGGACAAAGAGAAGAUUGCCGAGGGGGAGCCACAGGAGUACAAAGAUAGCAUUAAGGUGUCCUUUUCUGCUGAAGGAAAGGAGAAUGAAAGCACACUGGGAGUGAAAGAUGGAGAUGUACCAUCUGAGGGCGGAGUUGUUGGGGAGUCGGGGAGUGGGCCGACACCCCAGGGGGAGUUGACUGAUGGCACUGACACAAGAAAAAUCGUUGAUGAUCAUGCGGAGGUAAUCCCAUCUGAAUGAACAUGUUGACGUUAUAAAUCUUGGUGAUUGGAGCAGUUAAUCAUUAUCUGCUGAGGAGGUCAAAAGUCUGUCCUCACAAGUUGACAUGCACAGCUUCAUGUUAGGUGAGCCUGAGCUGACUCCCCAAGCUGGUCAAGUUAGAAGCAGUAAGAACUGUUCGUAGAUGCACUUGUGUUUGAUGCAUUAGUACUGCAGCAAUGGUGGACACGACCCAUACAUCAACAGUCAUCUGCAUUCUAGAUAGGCCUACAUGUUUAUCUUAAAGCAAACUUUUGAUUUUUUGAUUUGGUCAAUCCAUAGCAAUAAGAGUGUUGUAUUAACCUUUUUAACACACCUCUUGCUUGUUUUGUAUUCUGGUUGGCUGAAACACGGUCAGCCGGGAUGAACUAAUAUAGGCU
Messenger RNA from Asterias rubens (European starfish), 3909 nucleotides. Its product is annotated as dynein regulatory complex subunit 6-like. Gene Ontology annotation, biological process: SCF-dependent proteasomal ubiquitin-dependent protein catabolic process. The record is from RefSeq and is a predicted model, not a curated record. Bases 752 to 3511 code for a protein of 919 amino acids. Gene Ontology annotation, cellular component: SCF ubiquitin ligase complex. The transcript has 22 exons. Lineage: Eukaryota; Metazoa; Echinodermata; Asteroidea; Forcipulatida; Asteriidae. Gene Ontology annotation, molecular function: protein binding.